AGAAUAGGAGCUCAGGGAGAACAGGUCUGUGUCCUCUCAGUAGGAAGAGCGAUAUAUGACUGCUUAAAGAGGAGCAAAACGAAGAAGAAGAAGAAGAAAGGGGAGACCCCAGUCUCCUUCACCUGAAGCUGCACUAGUGCUCUGAGGAAAGUGAGACCAAGUAGAAGAUGGAAGAAGCGGCUCAGGACACAGGCAAAAUGACCAGUGAAGAGGCUCAGUGUAGCCACACCGACCACAAGACCAGAGAGCACCCUGCCUCCAAACUCAAACUGUUUAUUGUGGCACUUUCCUUCGCCUAUUUCUCCAAGGCCCUUGCAGGAACCUACAUGAAGAGCUCCAUCACUCAGAUAGAGAGGCGCUUUGACCUCUCCAGCACACACAUUGGUCUCAUAGACGGCAGUUUUGAGAUGGGCAACUUGUUGUUUCUAGCUGUGGUCAGCUAUUUUGGUGCUAAGCUGCAUCGACCCCGGCUCAUCGCGGCCGGCUGUUUCCUCAUGGCUGUGGGGGCCUUUCUUACCGGCCUCACGCAUUUCUUCAUGGGACGCUACAAGUAUGACACUGUGAUUCAGGCCUUUCAGAAUGACAGUCUGAGCAUUGCUGCCUGUGUGGAUCCUCUGAAAACGCUGGAUCACAUGCCAGAAAUUCAAUUAGAGCCUUCUUUGGAAGAUAACAAAGUCUGUGCAAGAGAGUCUGGUUCCAGCAUGUGGAUGUACGUAUUCCUGGGGAACGCUUUGCGGGGAAUUGGAGAAACCCCAGUCACACCUCUGGGCAUCGCCUACAUCGAUGACUUUGCUAAAGCUGAAAACUCCCCCUUUUAUAUUGCUUGUCUCCAGACCAUUACUCUCCUGGGUCCCAUGUUUGGAUUCCUCCUGGGUUCCUAUUGUGCCAGACUAUAUGUUGACAUUGGAUAUGUUGAUAUGGAGAGCGUGACCAUCACUCCUAAAGAUACCCGCUGGGUGGGUGCUUGGUGGAUGGGUUUUCUUGUGUCCUCUGGCCUCCUGCUUGUCUCCAGCAUUCCCUUCUGGUUUCUGCCCCGCUCACUGCCCAAGCAGGAGGGUGAAGAGAACCAGCCAGCUCCUGUUUGUGAAAUCCUGAAUGGGACAGAGGAAGCACAAAACAACAACCACAACCUCAAACUGACUGAAAUUGCAAAAGGGUUCCUUCCAUCACUGAAGCGUCUGUUGGGAACUCCUACUUACUUCCUGCUUCUUUGUGGGAACAUCCUGAAAUUCAACACAUUCAUCGGCCUAAUCACCUUUAAAGCCAAAUACAUGGAGCAACAGUUCGGACAGUCCGCAUCCAGAGCUAACUUCCUCAUAGGUGUUCUGAACCUGCCAAUAGUGGCAAUAGGGAUCUUCCUCGGAGGACUGUUGAUGAAGAGAUACAAGUUGAGUGUGGUCUCAGGAGCCCAGCUUUCUUUUGCAACAUCCUUUAUGUCCUAUCUCCUCUUAUUGCUGCAGUUUGGCACCAAGUGUGAUAACAUACCCAUAGCAGGGCUCACUGUGUCAUACAAUGGGACACAGAGUGUAUCAUCCAGCAGAGAAAUGCUCUUCUCUGAGUGUAACAGCAACUGCUCCUGUUCAGCAGAGGAGUGGGACCCCGUUUGCUCGGACAGCGGCAUCACUUACAUCUCCCCAUGUCUGGCUGGCUGCCUCAGCUCCAGUGGACACGGCAAAAACACUGUCUUUCACAACUGCAGCUGCGUGUCCACCUCCUUUCCAGCAGGGAGCAGUAGGUCAGUGAGGCUGGGCCAGUGCCCUCAUACCAAGGACUGCAGCCGAAGCUUCACCUCCUACAUGGCUAUAUCUGUUCUUAGCUCCUUUAUCAAUGCACUGGGAGCCACACCUGGCUAUAUGGUUAUCAUACGAUGCAUCACACCGGAGCUCAAAUCCCUUGCACUGGGUAUGCAGACCUUGGUAACUAGGACACUUGGUGGAAUUCCUGCACCAGUGUAUUUUGGAGCCUUGAUUGAUUUGACUUGCCUUAAAUGGUCUAUGAAGAGUUGUGGGGGCAGAGGGGCAUGUCGUACUUACAACUCUGAUAUGUACAGGAUAAUUUUCCUGAGUCUGAUCACUUGUAUCAGUGGUUCCUCAUAUUUUUUUGUCAUUGCCGUGAUCAUCCUUCUCAGGCGACAGUUCCGGAAGCCAGAGCAGCACACAGACAAGCAGGAGCAACAAGUAUCAAAGGAUUUUGAACUAAAGACACCAUUAAACCCCACUGAGGAGACAGCUAGUCCUGAAACUCCCAAACCACCUCAAGCUGCAAAAAUUUGGGUAAAGAUUGCAACAGACUUGGAGGAAGGAGGGGAGGUCCACGCAAUGGAACAGCUCCCCCAAAAUGAAGGAUUCAUCUCUACAAAUAAUGCACAGGAGACUAAAUAUCUGACAGAUACCCACACUGAGGUCUUUCAUUUGUCUUCUAACGGAGCAAACAUAGAGAUGGUUGGUAAAGAAACCAUUGAACACAAAGUAUUAGAGAAGCAAGACGAUCACACUGAUAACAAGAGCAAGCUGGAGAAAGAGAGCGACCAAAGAAACUGAUGGACCACAUAAGUACUGUGUUCACCAGUGUGCGCACAAUCAAACCGGAUAAGCUGGACUAGUCCUAAAGUUUGUCCAAACAGGACCUUUUUCUGAGCUAUAUCAUGCUCUGUGCAGCUGUGAUAUUCAGUGUUGGGUGUGACAUAUUACAAAGUAACAAGUAUUUGAGGUUUUUCAGUUCACAAAAUCAAUUAGCCACUUUUUUCAAAUAAGUAAUCUGUUACUGUUAAUAAUGUUUUGUUUCACAAUGUUUCUGGCUCCCUCCAACUCCCUGGCUUCCAGCUACGUACUAGUUCAACGUAUCCAGUUGUAGAACCAGUCAGCUCAGCUAGCAUCAUGGCAGAUAUGAUGACCUUUAUAUUGCAGAAGUAUUUGCAUUAAUAUGUACCACUGUGAUAAUUAUUAUCUGCCAGCUAUUAAGGAGCUCUGUGUCACAUUUUGAAAAUCUUAACUGUGGUAAGGCCCGCUAAGGACAGCCUGUGAAAACGUAGGUAUUGGUCAUUUCUGCAGGCACGAAUUACGACCAACAUUUACGUUUUGGAAGGGGGGGCAGCGACAUCUAGUGCGUUUAAAUAAUGUGUUCGGUUUUGUCUGGCAGACCCCAAUAGAAGAUGUAAGUAUUGAUUUCGUCACAUUUGUUAUUCAUGUACGGAAGUCAUUAUUUUGCUGUGGGAUAGUUUGAAAUGACAGCCUGGGAGCGAACCAUCAACCUUCCGAUUGAUAAAUUACUAUUCUAUCCUCCGAGCCACGGCAACAUUACACAAGAACAUGUCCAUACGACACGUGAAGCCGGAGGUAGGUGUGGUCAUUUGGAAAUGUAAAUAUAGGUCAUAUUUCGGGGCCCUGCAGAAACGACGGAUGCUUACGUUUUGAUUGGAGGACACGUUGGCUAAGGAAGAGAAUGACGACCAUGCUGCCGCUCCAAAACUGCAACAGCUAGCUUUUAGCUCAGCUAAAGCUAUCACUCCAAGGGAAACUAACAAGCUUGCUGCUGGGUCUGUGAAAAUGAAGACGUUACCGCUAUCAACGCAUUAAUCAGUGAAGUACAGUCAGUACAAUCAGAGGUAGAAG
Messenger RNA from Archocentrus centrarchus (flier cichlid), 3611 nucleotides. It is a transcript of the gene slco1e1, whose product is annotated as solute carrier organic anion transporter family, member 1E1. Gene Ontology annotation, cellular component: basolateral plasma membrane. The transcript has 16 exons. The record is from RefSeq and is a predicted model, not a curated record. Bases 168 to 2540 code for a protein of 790 amino acids. Gene Ontology annotation, molecular function: bile acid transmembrane transporter activity; protein binding. NCBI's taxonomy places the organism in Eukaryota, Metazoa, Chordata, Actinopteri, Cichliformes, Cichlidae. Gene Ontology annotation, biological process: bile acid and bile salt transport; transmembrane transport; sodium-independent organic anion transport.